Molecule: messenger RNA, 2290 nt
Organism: Vigna umbellata (rice bean)
Lineage: Eukaryota; Viridiplantae; Streptophyta; Magnoliopsida; Fabales; Fabaceae
Source: RefSeq, a predicted model, not a curated record
GGUUCAUGAUGACAUAAGCUGAGAUUGGAGGCUUUUCAUGGUAUUGAUAAUUGAAUCUGAGAAGCUAGCUGUGUCUUAUUCUGCAUCCAAUCCAGGACCAGGUUGGAAUUGGAAGCUCUUUUUUCUAUCUCUAUUUUCUACUCUUUUUCACACAACCAGCCAUUGCUUUCAACUUCCAUUCACCAUAACCAAACUAGUACCUUCAUCACACAUCUCUCUUUUUCUCUCUCUCUCUCUGUCCCCUACCACUCCACUAUAAUAUUUUUUUUAUCUCAAGCGGUGGAACACUCCUCUCCACCACCAUCCGUCUUCUUCUUCUUCUUCUACAGACCAUGUAUAGUAUUUGAUUGCUUGUGAUUCUGUGUUCACCAUGUUCUUUGUGAUGUGGUGAAUUGAAGCGUUUGCUUCUUCUUCUCUGAUGGUGUUUCAGUCUCAUUCUGGAUCAUUGAGCUGGUUCUCUUAAUGCCAAGAUAAAAAAGAAAAGGUAGAUGAUGCAGGGAAGCUCGAGAAUUGCAAAUAAAACUGGAAAAGCCUCAAGCAGAGAAAGAAAAUUGGCUUUGAAACAAGAUGUGGAUAGGUUGAAGAAGAAGCUUAGGCAUGAAGAGAAUAUUCAUAGAGCAUUGGAGAGGGCUUUCAACAGGCCAUUGGGAGCUUUACCUCGUCUUCCUCCAUAUCUUCCUCCAUACAUACUAGCUCUUCUGGCUGAAGUGGCGGUUCUGGAAGAGGAAAUUGUUAGGCUUGAAGAGAAGAUUGUGCAUUUCAGGCAGGAUUUGUACCAGGAAGCUGUCUACAUGUCAUAUUCUAUGAGGAAACUUGAACAUUCAGUUUCAGCUCCUCCAAACAAGUCAAACUCAACAAUGGACAGUCCCAAGUUGGAGAAAUUGAAGUUUCAAUCCCAAACAGUUGGUAAUUCUGCAGCAUCAUCUGCAACUAUGCCUACCACAACUCUCACAGAGGAUAAGGAGAAUCAAUCCUGUAGUAAUUCUUCCAAGAGCAGGAAUCAAUCAUCCAACCAUAUGAACAAAUAUCCAAUUAGAAAACUUCACAAUAAAUCCCCACAGAAAAGGUUGGAUCAUCCAAAAAUAAAGCAAGAACCAAGGUUGAACAGCCAGCAAAUUGGAGAUUUGAGAAACCAUAGUACACAUAAAAGUUCACCAGAAGCUGAGAGACCAAAUAUAAUUUCAGAAAAUAUUGUGAAGUGCUUAUCAAGCAUUCUCUUGAGAAUGAGUGCUGUGAAGAAUCCAGGUUCUGCAUGUGACAUUCCACACCUGUGUGAUCUAAGACCUAAAAACUGUGAUGAAGGAACAGAGUUUGUGGAUCCAUACGGCAUCUGUUUGGAAUUCGGGAAGAGGGAUAUCGGUCCAUACAAGCAAUUAUGUGAAAUUGAUGCUAAAUCUUUCAAUCCAAAACGAACUGCAAAUACUUUGUUUUUACAGCAUCGUUUGAAACUUCUUUUCAGGAAACUAGAAUCUGUCAACCUAGAAAACCUCAACCAUCAGGAGAAGCUCGCAUUCUGGAUAAACAUCUACAACUCCUGUAUGAUGAAUGCAUUUAUAGAAAAUGGCAUACCAGAAAGUCCUGAAAUGGCUGUUGCACUGAUGAGGAAGGCAACAAUAAAUGUGGGUGGACAUGUGCUAAGUGCAACAACCAUAGAGCACUUCAUUCUUAGACUUCCUUAUCAUUGGAGAUUUACAUUUUCCAAGGGAACAAAAAAUCAUGAAAUGACAGUAAGAAGCAUGUAUGGACUGGAACUGUCAGAACCCCUUGUUACAUUUGCUCUCUCCUGUGGAACCUGGUCCUCUCCUGCUGUGAGAGUUUACACAGCAUCUCAGGUUGAGAAUGAACUGGAAGUGGCCAAAAGAGAGUUCUUACAUGCAGCAAUUGGAUUUUCAACUUCAAAGUUUGCUCUCCCUAAGCUGCUGGAUUGGUAUUUACUGAACUUUGCAAAAGACUUGGAAUCAUUGCUGGACUGGAUCUGCCUCCAGUUACCAAGUGAACUUGGGAAACAAGCCAUAAAACUGCUAGAGGAAAGAAAAACUCAGCCCCUCUCACAGUUUGUACAAAUAAUGCCAUAUGAGUUCAGCUUUAGAUACUUGAUAUGCACAUAAUUUCACUUCAGUUCCAUGUACAUUGCUUCACUGCAACUCUGUAUACAACUGUAGAUCAUACAUACAGACAAUGUAGAUGACAAUCUGUUCUCAACCCCUUUGGGAAGAAAUGAUCAGAUUCCUUCUUAACUAAAGUGAAUAAAACAAUCACUGUAUAAGCUAUGGAAUUUGAACUAUGCAAA